Liolophura sinensis is the source of this 1438-nucleotide messenger RNA. RefSeq names its product lysocardiolipin acyltransferase 1-like. Lineage: Eukaryota; Metazoa; Mollusca; Polyplacophora; Chitonida; Chitonidae. The transcript has 5 exons. The coding region runs from base 228 to 1142 and encodes 304 amino acids. The record is from RefSeq and is a predicted model, not a curated record. Gene Ontology annotation, biological process: phosphatidylinositol acyl-chain remodeling. Gene Ontology annotation, cellular component: endomembrane system; endoplasmic reticulum. Gene Ontology annotation, molecular function: acyltransferase activity.
AUGAGUAGCUGAAGAAAAAGUGACAACCAUGGCAAACUACGCUGCCGGGCUGCUUUUCGCUGCUCUUUUUAUAUAUUAGCAGUACAUUCGGCACGAUAGUUUUUCUCACCCCUAUCUUGCCGUUGCUGGGACUCCGCCCUUCACUUGGUAGAAGGGUCGGUGAUGUGAUUCUGUCAACCUGGAAGGUGUACGCCGUGGCCCUUUAUGAGGUGGUUUUUGGUGUGAAGAUGGUGUUUACGGGCUCUCCUGGCAAAUCCUCUGAGGGCUCUCUAAUUCUGAUGAACCACAGAACCCGUCUGGACUGGCUGUUUUACUUCUCCUAUGAGUUGAGAUAUGGCACAAUAACAAGGGGCAAGAUCAUCCUCAAGUCAUUGUUAAAAAAUAUCCCUGGACCAGGCUGGGCCAUGCAGUGUGCAAUUUUCCUGUUCCUUCACCGCAGAUGGGAGAUGGAUAAGCCGCUCAUCUCUAGAGUGUUACGUUAUUUCAGGAAUCUGGACUACAGACCUCAGAUUCUACUGUUUCCUGAGGGCACAGACCUAACAGAGACGACAAGAGCCAGAAGUGAUGAGUUUGCUAGGAAAGAAAACUUGUUGUCUUAUCAACAUGUGCUUCAUCCUAGGACAACAGGCUUUGUCUAUAUGGCCAAGAAAAUGAUGAAAGGAAAUGGCUUGGGGCAUGUGACUGAUAUUACCAUAGCUUAUCCACAAAACUUGUGUCAAAACGAGACAGAUCUGAUCGCUGGCAACUUUCCACGGGAGAUUCACUUCCACAUGACCUCUCAUCCAAUCAGUGGCCUUGACACAUCAGAGCAAGGCCUGAGCGACUGGUGCCAGAAGAUCUGGUUGGAGAAAGAGAAGAGACUGCAGGAUUUUUAUGGUGGAACUAAGACAUUUACACAAACAAAUUCCACUGGGGAUCACUCCCCGGCCAAUUCACGAACAUUACAGAUCAAUUUGUACAUGUAUGCGGCCUUGAUAUUUUGGACAUGGUUCAAUGUUGCGUCUAUUGUGUUACUUCUGUAUUCAUCUUUGUUUCGCUGGUAUGCCUUUCUGUGUUCCCUCAUCUUCUUUCUCAUUGGUUAUUGUUGUGAUGGUGUUGACAUGUUUCAAGCAAAUCUGGCCAAUGGCGCACAGGUGUCCUAAUGUAUGGUGUCCUUUUUUGAGGCAAAUAAUUGUCAUUUCAUUUGAUGCUGAAACUAGAUUUUUUUUUGUAGGAUAUCUUCCUACCAUCCUAACAAACCUCAAAAAACCUUUCCAAGAUCAACUGAACUCUUUAACAGAAUCAGGCAAAAUGUGCCUCUUAAUCAUGGGCAAAACUUUCAGUCAUUUAGCAUGGGUAUUUUGUACCUGUAUGUUUGCCAUCACGUCUUUAAGAUAGUUUCUGUAUUCAAGGUAGAGUUGUAUAUUAGAGUAUGUACAUUGUAUAAAUAUAUACCCAG